Molecule: messenger RNA, 2418 nt
Organism: Suillus clintonianus
Lineage: Eukaryota; Fungi; Basidiomycota; Agaricomycetes; Boletales; Suillaceae
Exons: 4
Coding region: 1-2418 (805 amino acids)
Molecular function (GO): nucleic acid binding
Source: RefSeq, a predicted model, not a curated record
AUGACUUCAACAUCACCCCCUCUUAUCGAACCAGCAAAUGUCCAGUCGCCGUCGCGCUCUGAUUCUGAUACUUUCGCAGAGUUGGAGGGCGCUAGCACAUUUCUCACCGACGUCGAUCCCCAGAUUAUCGAAGCCCUCAAAAGUAAAGAUAGGAUAUACGUCCUGAAGCUCGGUGAGCAGAUGGAGAGUUUAAUCAAUGACCGAAGGCCUAGGCUUGAUCUGAUGCCUGCUACAUCAUAUCAACGCCUUUUGGUGCACAGAUGCUCUGCCUACUAUAAACUGGCGCCAGACACUGACCCCGUUACGAAGACCAUUAGCGUCCUUCUUACAGUGGAUAGUAGAAUCCCCACCCGUCGCAUAGCGGCCCUCGUUCCUGCCCAACCCUCAACCCACCCAACUAUCAAAAUCAUGCGGCGGUCUACUACUGACCGUGGUCGGUCAAAACCACACUCACAGGCUGGUUCGAUUGCUGGAGAAGACGCUGAGCUUUCCGAUGUAGAGCCAUCCGAAUCUGGAAGUCAGGGUGGCCGAAGUAAUGCUACUGGCAGUAGCAAGAAGCACAAGACGAUCGCAGAACGCGAGGCCGCGUAUAAUGAAGCACGUUCACGCAUUUUUAUGGAUUUCGAGGAGAGAGAUAAAUGCAAGGAGAAGGAUUUGAGCGCUAGCUCCUCGACAAUCAGCCUUACUUCUGGCUCUGUAACGAGUGCUGGGGAGACCAGUAGCAUCGGCGACAUUGACAUUGAAUCUGUCAGUUCACCUACUACGGAGAGCGAGUGGUCUGGACCUGCUGCACGCGAUAAAAGGGACAGCAAGCGCUCAAACGGGUCUGCGCGAAGCCUCCGAUCGAGCGCACCUGUAUUUAACGUCUGUGGUUCAAGUAGCUCCCGAGGGUCAAGAGCACCAUCACCAUCCUCUUUCAAAUACCCCACUUUGUAUGAACCUUCCCCGACGGCUCCCCCGUACGAUGGGGCCCAACCCCCUGUACAACCUGGUUAUGUCAAUCCUUAUGUGUACGCAUACCCUCAACCACCACCUCCCUCAAACUAUAUUCCUGGUUAUCCUUACUACGCCCCUUAUCCGUACUCCCACCCCCAGGCUCCCAUGCACGCACCAGACAAUUCGGCGGCGCAUGGGACAAUGGAGGCGUAUCCCUCUCCUCAACAUGCCGCACAUCCAGGCGUUUACGUACCGUACGCAUGGUCACCCGCUCAGCAACAACAAUCACUUCCUCAUCCUCCCAUGCAACAUACGGCGCAGCAACCUCCUACUCCAUCGGUCGCGCCACCGGCGUCGCAAUACUCCACUUUUACGCCUCCUGUUCCACCAUAUGGUCCAUACCCUAUGCCUGGCUACUUCCCCCAGCCCCAUCACGUACCACACGCACAAUCACCACUUCCUGCUGUUCAGAACCAUGGACACUAUCCGGGUAAUGGAUAUAUGAAUGGUGCUGGAGGCAGCGACGCCAUGCCCUCGAAUCGGUCGUAUCCUGGCGACUUGACCCACUCACCUUCAAUGGGUCCCAAGCCUCGUGGGGCUCCUCCGGCGCGUAGUGCCUGGAGUUAUGGGCCAGGGGUGGGCAUGGGCGGCUUCGGUGUGAACAAUGCGGGCGGCCGUCCUGGUGGUGGCGAGGUGGUGGGCCCACGCCUGAGCUCAUCGGUUAGAAGACCUUCUGGCAAUUCAAACACAAGCGCCUGUGGCAGGAUAUCAGCGGGCGACGAAGCGUCGUCAACAGCUUCGUCUUCAACAACUUCAUCAUCUUCACGAAGGACAUUCACGUCCGCCUCAUCCCAACAUCCUUUACCCGCGAGACCCGAUUGGGCCGUCGGCUUGAAACCCCAACCCACACUUCACGCCACCCACCCUCGGCAUCACGAUCACUCCAUGAACUCCCGAACUAUGUCUCCCGCCAGGAACAAUUCCCAGCGCGGCCAUCAAAAUCCAUCUGUCUCACUUCAGCCUACAGAUUUCCCUCCUCUAUCGACUAUGUCCCCCACGCCUGAGAAGCGCACACCGGCUGUUGCAGGUGUCUGGACGAACCUAUCAUCGACUCGAUCCAUUCUCAUGCCAGGGAAUAACACUUCGCACGGAAACGCACUCGCCAAUCAUUCCAACACGCAAUCUAAUGCGAUAGGCGCUCCAUGCAAUACCCGACUUGAGGACACGGAUGGGGGAUUUGAGAGGCCGCCGCCGAAGGGAAAUGUAGAGUUAUUCAAUCCAAAGGGAGCUUGGAAACCCGGGGGGCCUCAGAGCCGUAGUCCACCAGGGGGCUCACAGGACAAGGACAAGAUCGAGAAGCUACGCGGCGAGGCUGUUGCCAAUGCCAUUUUGGUUGACAAAAUGGCGAUGGUAUCGGUGGAAGAUAAUGAAGCUAGCUCAAACGUGCCGAAAGUUUCUCCUCCUGUUGCUCUGGCGACUUAG